AUGGCCGUCCCCUCCGUCAGCCAAUCGCGCCCGUCCAUGCAGAUCCCCCGCCCCUCCGUCGCCCAAUCGCGUCCUUCCAUUCGGACCGCGCUCCCGCCUUCGGGCCGCGCCCCUUUCCGUCGGCCAAUCGCGCCCGUCCAUUCGGACCGCGCUCCCUCCCUCGGGCCACGCCCCCCCUCCGUCAUCCAAUCAUCCCCGCCCCAGCGGAUCGCCGUCCCCUCCGUCAGCCAAUCGCGCCCCUCCAUUCGGACCGCGCUCCCGCCUUCGGGCCACGCCCCCUUCCGUCAUCCAAUCAUCCCCGCCCAUGCAGAUGGCCGUCCCCUCCGUCAGCCAAUCGCGCCCUUCCAUUCGGACCGCGCUCCCUCCCUCGGGCCACGCCCCCCCUCCGUCAUCCAAUCAUCCCCGUCCCUGCGGAUCGCCGUGCCCUCCGUCAGCCAAUCGCGCCCGUCCAUGCAGAUCCCCCGCCCCUCCGUCGCCCAAUCGCGCCCUUCCAUUCAGACCGCGCUCCCUCCCUCGGGCCACGUCCCCCCUCCGUCAUCCAAUCAUCCCCGCCCCAGCGGAUCGCAGUCCCCUCCGUCAGCCAAUCGCGCCCCUCCAUUCGGACCGCGCUCCCGCCUUCGGGCCACGCCCCCUUCCGUCAUCCAAUCAUCCCCGCCCAUGCAGAUGGCCGUCCCCUCCCGGGAGCCGGAGCCGGAGCCGGCGCUGCGGCGGCCUUCGGCGGCCCCGGGAGCCCCGGGGGAGGGAGGCCUCCCCGUGCGGCUGCGGCUGAGCCCCGACCAGCGGCGCCGCCAGGACGACGCCAUCCGCCGCCACCAGAUCAACACCUUCCUCAGCGACCGCAUCUCCCUCCACCGCCGCCUGCCCCUGCGAUGGCACCCUCUGUGCAACGAGAAGAAAUACGAUUAUCGCCGUUUGCCCAGAACGUCCGUCGUCAUCGCCUUUUACAACGAGGCCCGGUCGACGCUCCUGCGAACGGUCCACAGCGUCCUCGAGACCUCCCCGGAUGUCUUGCUCAACGAAGUCAUCCUCGUGGACGACUACAGCGAUAAAGGACACUUAAAGGAGCCCUUGGAGAACCACUUGGCCGGUUUACCCAAGGUCCGCCUGAUCCGCGCCAGUAAGAGGGAGGGGCUGGUCCGAGCCCGGCUGCUGGGAGCUUCGAUAGCCACGGGGCAAGUGCUCACCUUCCUCGACUGCCACUGCGAGUGCCACGAAGGCUGGCUGGAGCCCCUCCUGGAGCGAAUUCGGGAAGAAGAGUCGGCCGUGGUGUGUCCGGUGAUCGACGUGAUUGACUGGAAUACAUUCGAAUACCUGGGGAACGCCGGCGAGCCGCAGAUCGGGGGCUUCGACUGGAGACUGGUGUUCACGUGGCACCCGAUCCCGGAGAGGGAGCAGAAGCGAAGGCGGUCCAAGGUGGAUGUCAUCAGGUCCCCCACCAUGGCUGGAGGACUGUUUGCUGUGAGUAAGAAGUAUUUUGAGUAUCUUGGCUCGUACGAUACCGGAAUGGAAGUCUGGGGAGGAGAAAAUCUUGAAUUCUCUUUCAGGAUCUGGCAGUGUGGAGGAAGUCUUGAGAUCCACCCGUGUUCUCACGUGGGUCACGUUUUCCCUAAACAAGCUCCUUACUCCCGGAGCAAAGCCCUGGCUAACAGCGUGAGAGCAGCGGAGGUCUGGAUGGAUGGAUACAAAGAGCUUUAUUACCACCGCAAUCCACACGCCCGGCUGGAACCAUAUGGAGAUGUGACGGCUAGGCGGGAUCUUCGCAGUAAGCUCAAAUGCCGGGAUUUCAAGUGGUUCUUGGAGAACGUAUAUCCAGAGCUACACGUCCCGGAAGAUCGCCCGGGCUACUUUGGCAUGCUGAAGAAUAAAGGGAUGGAAAAUCACUGUUUUGACUACAACCCGCCGGAUGAGAACGAAGUAACGGGUCAGAGGCUCAUUUUAUACCCCUGCCACGGAAUGGGACAAAAUCAGUUCUUCGAGUAUACCUCCCAUCAUGAAAUCCGCUACAACACCCGUCACCCGGAAGCGUGCGCGGCAGUCGACGUGGGGACGGACUAUGUAACCAUGUAUCUGUGUCAAGAAAAUGUUCCUGAAAAUCAGAAGUUUAUAUUUCAGGAGGAUGGUUCUCUACUUCAUGUUCAAUCUCAAAAGUGCCUCCAAGCAGAAGCGAACGCGUACAAUGGCAACCCUGCCCCUCUCCUGCGGCCCUGUACCAACUCCGACCACCAGAAGUGGUUCUUCAAAGAAAGAGCUUAACCUGACCCAAAUCAUCUUGUUCAGCUGCUCCUUGCGGGGAGCUAUUGACUCGAUGAAGGAAGUCUUCCUUCAAAGCUCGCCUGGGAGUUUUUAAUAAGAAAAUCACGUUUACAGGACGGGAAAAUGUUUGCGGGAAAGAGCGAGGCUUAAAGUUUUAAACUUUGUUCUCUUCAUUUGCUAGCUCACAUGUUUCUCAGAAUGGGGGCGGGUGGGGGACGACACCGGAUCUUUGUCGCUUUGGGUAUUUAAUAAGUUAAAGUUUACUGAUCUGCCAUGAA
Ornithorhynchus anatinus (platypus) is the source of this 2531-nucleotide messenger RNA. It is a transcript of the gene GALNT12, whose product is annotated as polypeptide N-acetylgalactosaminyltransferase 12. Bases 1 to 2253 code for a protein of 750 amino acids. Gene Ontology annotation, cellular component: Golgi apparatus. The record is from RefSeq and is a predicted model, not a curated record. NCBI's taxonomy places the organism in Eukaryota, Metazoa, Chordata, Mammalia, Monotremata, Ornithorhynchidae. The transcript is spliced from 11 exons.